CCAAAUUGACUUUGAAGUUUAUGUGAUGGAAUUGAUGUUUGUAAUUUAGUAAGGAUUUAUCAAAAAUCAAAAUCGACCACAGAUUUUCAAUGAAUCAUUUUUUGUUAUAAAUUUACAUCAAUAAAGCUUUGCCCCAGAAAUGAGUAAAUCUUUGGAAGAUAAUUUGAUCAACAAAAUUAUAUCAGAAGACCAAGAUGCUAUCCUUUCUUACAUCUCUAAAGGUGCAAAUCCCAACAAAAUAACUAGUCAAGGCAAAACUUGUCUGGGGGAAGCUUCAAGUUUAGGUAAUAUCUCAAUUGUAAAAUUGCUACUUGAAGCCUGUAAAUCAGAAGGAACUAAUCAAAUUUCAUCCUAUGGUGUUUCAAAGAAAAAACACAGUGUUAAAUCUCAUAAAAGAAAAUAUAGAGGGACAGGGCAGCAUGAUGACAAUGUCAGUAAAUGUAAGAAUCGAACACACAGAGUUAAUGUUGAUUUUCAGAAUGAAAAAGGUAAUCUUAUAUCCAAUAGUACAAAAACUGAUAAGAAUCAAGGAUACUUUGUGAUUGUAAAUAGUGAUGGCUCUAGUAGUGAUGAAAGCAGGUUAAGUAAUAUUAUAUCCCCUAAGAGUUCCCUGGCAGCAACACCUUUAGCUGAAUUAGAAUGGGAUGAAGAUAUUGGAAAUGUUGCCCCCACAACAAGCGAAGAUGAGACAUGGUCAUCUAUGUAUAAGUGGUAUGCUGCUAUACUUGAGAAAUCUGGUGCCGCUAUAGCAGCAGCAACAAUGGUUUCAAACGGCUUAAAUCAACAAGAUGCAUUUAUGAGAACCGCAUUACAUUAUGCAGCUGAACAGGGUCAUACAGAUAUUGUUAAAUUACUAUUGGAUUCGGGAAGCAAAUUGGAUAUAACAGCAGGGGAUGGCCUUACAUCCCUGCACAUAGCCGUGAUUAAAAAUCAUAUUGAAACUGUUAAGGAGCUUUUGUCAGCAGGAAGUCAUGUUAAUUAUAAAACACAUGAGAAAAUGACUGCACUACAUUUUGCUGCAUCCAGAGGAUAUUUAGAUUUGGUAAAAAUUCUAGUCAACAAUGGAGCUUACUUAGAGGCAAGAGAUACAAAUGAGCGCACAGCAUUGUAUUUAGCAGCUGGAAGAGGACAUGUUGAUGUUAUAAGAUAUUUAAUAUCAUCUGGUGCCAAUGUUAAUGGUGAAGAAAUACAUGGUUACACUCCUCUAUGCGAAUCAGUUUGGCAAAGAUAUACAAAUGUAGUUGAUCUUCUAUUAAAGUCUGGAGCAAGGAUUACACAUUCCCAUAAACUUUUACACAAUGCAAUCUUACAAGGACAGGAAGAUAUAGUAACAAUGUUAGUAAGCCAUGGAGGAGGAAUAAAUUUACAUAAUGAUACAGGAGAUACUCCCUUGUUAUUGGCUGUACGUCUAUCACAGGUUUCAGUGGUAAAAAUACUACUACAGAAAGGUGCAAAUGCAAAUAUAUGUAAUAGUAUAACUGGUGCCAAUGCUCUUCACAUCGCAGUUGAGAGUGUGAAAUGUCCAAAUGAAUUCGAGGAAUUAAUAAUUUCAUUAUUGGACUAUAAAAUAGAUAUGAAUACGACAGCACUUACAGGCGACACAGCUUUAAAUCGAGCUCUGUUACUACAAAAGGAUGAUGCAGCAAUGAUUUUAAUUCAACAUGGUGCUGAUGUGAAUGCAUGUGAUUCACAGUCCUGUGGAUUAGACAAUUUAUCAAUAGUUAAUAGAAGGGUAUCAAAUAGCAUUGCAAGUUUACUUAUAAAGGCUGGUCAUUACCUACCAUUUUCUGAGUAUAGGGUUGAGAAUAAUACUUUAACAACUAGAGAAACAAUGGAUCAUUGGCUUCAUAGCAUUUGUAGAGAACCUUUAAGUCUAUUAGACCUCUGCAGAAUUAAAUUAAGAUUGUUUUGUAAAAAAAGACCUCUUCACCAAUAUAUAGACUUGUUACCUCUACCAAAGAGCUUAAAAACCUUCCUAAUGUUUAGAGAUGAGUGUAAUAUAUUUUCUUGUAGAUCAAAGGAAUAAUUUGGUGUGUGAAAAAGUUGAGUAAUUAUAUUAAUUAAUAAAAACGAAUGUACAUACAACAAUUAUUUAUUUAAACACUAGUGUGGUACAUAGUUAGUAAAUAGAAAUAUGUAUUAUUAACAUGUUUGCAAUUUCCAAAUAAGACGAUGAUUUGUAAAAGGUAUACUCGUCUAAAUUAAUGAAUCACAAGUGUAGGUGGUUGCAUUGAAGUGACUUGUUGAAAACGUAUUUAUAAAAAUAACAUAAUGAUCUUAUCCUUAUAUCAAGUUCCGUAUAAUAAAUAAUAGGUAAAACUUUAUUCAUUCUUUAUCAGUAUAAAAAUAAAUAUUGUUUAUUUAUC
Zerene cesonia (dogface butterfly) is the source of this 2366-nucleotide messenger RNA. RefSeq names its product ankyrin-2-like. The transcript has 10 exons. The record is from RefSeq and is a predicted model, not a curated record. Lineage: Eukaryota; Metazoa; Arthropoda; Insecta; Lepidoptera; Pieridae. Gene Ontology annotation, biological process: intracellular signal transduction. Gene Ontology annotation, molecular function: protein binding. The coding region runs from base 140 to 2026 and encodes 628 amino acids.